AACCCAGGGGCUGGAAAGGGAGGCUUGCUCAAAUUACCGCCUACAAAUUAGAGCAGUUUAGCCAAGAAGGGAAAGGAAUCCCAGCAAGCUCUGCUGGAGCCCCGCUGGCUGGCUUGGAGGGGUAGGAAAGAGAGAAAUCCAGCUGAUCUUGCAGCCAAGAUGAGCAGAGAUGAGAACUAUUAUGGCAAACAUGGGACACCACAAAAAUAUGACCCCACAUUCAAAGGUCCUAUUUAUGACAGGGGCUGCACAGACAUCAUCUGCUGUAUCCUUCUCUUCCUUGCCAUCAUUGGCUAUGUCAUCGUGGGAGUUGUGGCAUGGACUCACGGAGACCCCCGGAAAGUCAUCUACCCCACCAACAGCCGUGGGCAGUUCUGUGGCCAGCAGGGAACUCCGAACGAGAACAAGCCUUUCCUGUUCUACUUCAACAUUAUGAAGUGUGCCAGCCCUCUGGUAUUGCUGGAGUUCCAGUGUCCGACCACGCAGAUCUGUGUGACCAAAUGCCCAGACCGAUAUCUUACAUACCUAAAGGCCCAGAGCAGUGGGACUGUUUCCAAAAGUGACCUCCAGUACUACAAGGAUUUCUGUGUCCCAGAGUUCACAAACCUAAAGAAGCCCAUGCCUGAAGUGCUGAGGGAUGGAGAUUGUCCAGCCAUGAUCACACCCAGCACGCCCUUGGCUCGCCGGUGUUUCCCAGCCUUCAGUGUCAAGAAAGGGGUCAUCAUGGUUGGAAACAAGACAACCUUUGAUGAUGGAGUGAACCAUCAGAGAAAUGUGUCUGAGCUGCUGGAGGGGGCCAAGAAAGCAAAUGUGGUUCUGGAAGCAAGACAACUGGCCAUGAAGAUCUUUGAAGAUUACACAGUUUCCUGGUACUGGAUAAUAAUAGGUCUAGUCAUUGCCAUGGUGGCCAGCCUCAUCUUCGUCAUCCUUCUCCGCUUCCUGGCAGGAAUCAUGGUCUGGGUGAUGAUUGUGAUGGUGAUCCUGGUGCUUGGAUAUGGCAUCUUCCAUUGUUACAUGGAGUACAGCAAACUGAAAGGAGAGGCAGGCUCUGACGUUUCCCUGAUGGACCUGGGCUUCCAGACAGACCUGCGAGUCUAUCUCCACCUGAAGCAGACCUGGCUGGCCUUCAUGAUUAUCCUGUGCAUCCUGGAAGUUGUCAUUAUCCUAUUGCUCAUCUUCCUCCGUAAGAGGAUCCUUAUUGCCAUUGCGCUCAUCAAGGAAGCCAGCCGGGCUAUUGGCCACAUCAUGACAUCCCUCCUGUUUCCUCUCUGCACCUUCUUCUUGUUGUGUCUCUGUAUCGCUUACUGGGCCAGCACUGCUGUAUUCUUAUCUACCUCGAAUGAGGCUGUCUACAAGGUCUUCAAUGAGACACCGUGUGCAUUUGCUGGACAGACCUGUAAACCAGAGACAUUUAAUACCACCAACAUCACCAAACAGUGCCCAGAUGCUCGCUGCCUCUUUGCCUUCUACGGAGGUGAGACGGCCUAUCACAAAUACCUCAUCUUCCUCCAGUUCUAUAAUGUCUUCAUGUUUUUCUGGCUGGCCAACUUUGUGAUAGCAUUGGGACAAGUCACCCUUGCUGGUGCCUUUGCAUCUUACUACUGGGCCUUCAAGAAGCCUGAUGACAUCCCAGCUUUUCCCCUGUUCUCAUCCUUUGGGCGUGCACUCAGGUACCACACUGGCUCGCUGGCUUUUGGGUCUCUGAUUCUUGCCAUUGUCCAGGUCAUCAGAGUCAUUUUAGAAUAUCUGGACCACAGGCUGAAAGUUGCUGAGAACAAAUUUGCCAAGUUCCUCCUGAGCUGUCUCAAGUGCUGCUUUUGGUGCCUUGAAAAAUGUCUCAAGUUCCUGACCAGGAAUGCAUACAUCAUGGUUGCCAUCUAUGGUACCAACUUCUGCACUUCUGCCAGGAAUGCCUUCUUCCUGCUCAUGAGAAACAUCAUUAGGGUGGCUGUUUUGGAUAAAGUCACCGAUUUCCUGCUCUUCCUUGGAAAACUCCUUAUUGUGGGAAGUGUUGGAAUUCUUGCCUUCUUCUUCUUCACCCAGCGAAUAAAACUGGUGCAGGAUUCAGCCCCACCUCUGAAUUAUUACUGGGUCCCUAUCCUGACAGUGAUCGUGGGUUCCUAUCUCAUUGCGCAUGGAUUCUUCAGUGUCUACGGGAUGUGUGUGGACACCCUCUUCCUCUGCUUCUGUGAAGAUCUGGAGAGGAAUGAUGGAUCUCCUGAGCGACCUUACUACAUGUCUCCGGCACUGAGUGAGAUCCUGCUGAAGGGGAGCCUAGAGUCAUCUAAAAGCGCCGAUAGUCAAGGAUAGGGCUUGAGUGAGCAGGAAAGGCAUGGAGUAUUUGUGUGUUUUGUGGGGAAAACUUUUGCUUGCCCUGUCAAUCUGUCCUGGGUGGUAUUCAUUCAAGACUACCCUAGUCGUGGCAGAACAGAAAUGUUCAUCUGGACGUCUUUGGGAUUCCUGAGGAUACAGAGCUGAGGGGGCAUUAAUUUCUUGGGCAGUAAAAAUGGGCAAAUGUUGUAUCUUUCUUUCUGCUAACAAAUAUUCUUUGCAUCAAAUGGGUGGAAGCAUCACUGAUGAAAUUCAAACAAAUCCGAUUUCCCUCUCAUCUGUUUGUGCGUGGCAGGUAACUUUCAGCCCUAACCACCGAGACUCUGAACCCAAAGUCUGAAGCUAAAGCUGGCUUUUAUAUAUGCCUGGGAUAAUGUAUAUUGAGUUUUAAAAAAAAGUUACCUUGUGUUUUCCUCUGUCCUUGGUCACCAGUUAUGAAAGGGACACUGUAGUUAUUUCUGGAAUGUUUUUUACAAAUGAAUUGAAGUUUGCUCUGGUUGGGGGAAGUGAUUUCUCCUUGUACUUGGCAUGGUGUUAGGCUGAAGAAUGUUUAAGAACUCAAAGCUGUCCACGUGUUGGCUUGUCUCAGAUGCAGCUGGGUUUUUUUCUUUUUAGUUGCUCUGCCCACAGCUAGCUGAAAAGAGCAACAGUCUCCUUGCUGCUCUUUCUAUGCAAAAAGCAGUCAGCAAACUAGAGGGUUUCUUAACGAGCAGCAAGUUUUGCUUUCAUAGUUUCAUAGUUGUUAGGGUUUUCUAAUCUGUUAGGCCAGCAAUGCCCCUGAAAACUUUUCACCCCAGAGCACAUUGCUCUGUGUUUACAGCAGGAACCUUACAGCUGUUAUUUCCUCACACAGUUGUUUUAGAAAUGAGACUGAACAAGUUGGCAGGUUCUUUAAUUAGUGAAAAAGCAGCUUUUUGAUCUUUUAUUGGUGCACACAGCUUGCCUUUUUGCAUAGACUUCAAUCGGUUUCUCGCAUCUUGUGGUUGCCUAUAAACCUACGAGGGGCUAAGUGGAAGGCAGUAGAUUUUUGUAGUAACUAGCUUUCUGGGACUUUGCUCAUGUCAGGGCAAGUCAGCUCAGCUGAUGUCUGCUCCACAGUCUUUCCCCAGCAUAAGUAGAGAGAUGAGGAAAGUAACUUUUGCACCGUGAUGUGGCCUGUGAGUGUCUUAAAUGAUAAAGCUCUGGCAUUUUCUUAGCUUUCAACUAAUGUGCAGUUCUGGGGGGGAUCAGGUAGGUGACAACUUGUCCUAGGUGUAGGAGCCUACACCUCUAUGGAACUGACUCCAUGGGUUAUUGGAUAUAGGGAAACUUUUAAAGUUUAUAACUCUGUGUCAGGGAAUACAUGACAAGGACCAGAAAGACUUCUGUACAUAAGAGGAAACAGAAAAAAAUGUUCUUUCCCUUAGAGACUGCCUGUGCUGGGCUCAUGCAAUCACGACCAGCUCUUGCAUUUUUAAUUCUUAUCCAAACAAGGCUUCUGUCUUUUGAAUCAUUCUCCCAGGACAAAGCUGUAGACAUUUAAAACUGCCAGGUUCAUCACCAUGCUGUAACCCUCCAAAAAUUCUAGGGUUUUCCCUGAGCUCUGACAGUCUGGUUUGUGUUUUUUUUAAGGCUGUUCUAUGAUUUUUUUUCUUGGACUAGCUGAAAUGCUUUGAACAGCUAGAGAAUCAGAACAACGUAUUCUGUACUGGGAGUGUGCCUAAUUUUGAUGUCUUGUAGUAUACGUUGAUGAGGGUGUUGUCCACAAGGCGAGGUGUGCCAAAAGGAAUGACAAGUGACUUUACACCCAAGUCACAAGCAGUUACAGUGCUUGGAGGAGUAAGGGGAGUGUCUUGUCUCACUGCACUAUCACCUCAUGAGAGGGUGUCCUCCAUGUCCUCUCAAACCACCUGCCUGCUCACCGAAACCUUCUUCCAAAUGGUUGUUGAUAACACAGCCUUCCUUUGGGAGUCCACUGCUCUGUUCCUAAAACAGUGUGGUUCUGACUUCUAGGUUUUAGAAGAGAAACAGGAACCAGUGUCUGAUAACAAGCAGAAAGCCAUGUAGUUCUCUCAAGGUAUCCCAGUAUUAAGUGAGGAAGCUGAUUUUUCUGACCAGGUUAGAGGCACUCUUUGAUUCCUGUUCUACUGGGCAGCAGCUAUGGCAUUAUUAUUCAGGCAGCUGAGGACAUCAGUUGACCUCAUGGCUUAUUGCUCUUCACUCCCAGAGGCAUUAAUGAUCAUCUCUCCUUUUUAAAGGUCUUGAUAUUCCACUAAUCAAGCUAACCUUUCUAAGGGCAGUUUUGGUGUCUCCUUGCUUCUGCUGGUCUCUCUCUCUCUCCUCCUGUUUCACAGCCUUGGAGAUGCUUCAGCUCCUUUCAGACUCAUAGAUCCACACACAGAGACCAGUCUGCAGCAGCAGGUAGGGUUCCAGUUUUAAUUAAGGAGGAAAGGGAGGAUGAGGCUAUGUUCUUGCUGUAUGCAGCCAUAACUCUGAAAACAUCUUUUUUUCCCCUUCAUUUUGUUUCAAAAACAAGGUGCAUAUAAUAGUCCAGGGCAUGGUUUAUGUAAGAAAAUAUGGUAUUUUCCAAACAAGUAGGACACCUAUUCUUUUAGGACCUAACUACCUCUAGGCUCCUUGCUGCCCUUCUAUGGCUUUCUGAGACUGUUGCAAUAACACUCCAGCAUCUGACUUUGUCUGAAUCAUAAAAAGCUUAUGCAUGUUGAUAUAAGGUCAUCUGCUAUUUUAAUGGGACCAACGGCAAAUUGCUUAGCCCUUGCCAAGAGGAUGCCCCGUACCUUCUGUAACUGGUUCCCAGGCAAAAUGUUAUAUUCAUGCACUA
Molecule: messenger RNA, 5152 nt
Organism: Alligator mississippiensis (American alligator)
Lineage: Eukaryota; Metazoa; Chordata; Crocodylia; Alligatoridae
Gene: SLC44A2
Product: solute carrier family 44 member 2
Exons: 22
Coding region: 160-2310 (716 amino acids)
Biological process (GO): transmembrane transport; choline transport
Cellular component (GO): membrane
Molecular function (GO): choline transmembrane transporter activity
Source: RefSeq, a predicted model, not a curated record